Messenger RNA from Solanum lycopersicum (tomato), 1494 nucleotides. RefSeq lists its product as uncharacterized. Lineage: Eukaryota; Viridiplantae; Streptophyta; Magnoliopsida; Solanales; Solanaceae. The record is from RefSeq and is a predicted model, not a curated record.
CCAUAUGCUUGCGUGGUCACUGACUCACAGAACUGAGCAGACUGUGUCCGCAACAAUGGCUACCGCCGGAGCUUUCUACUCCGUUCCACUGAACUACCAAUUACACCGGCGGCCACUUCAUUUUGGCUAUCUACCUCAAGCUCCCUUUCUCCUCCCUGUCACUUGGCCACUCACCACUUUCUCUCGUCAAAAAAUUAUCAAAUUAUAUUGCCGUCGAAGCUCCGGCUCAAGGAUCCUCUUAAAUCCUGCCCGUGCCUUACUUUCAAGUCAAUCUCGAGAGGAGAGUGGCAGCAGCGAAGUUGAUCCGGAUCUUCGUUCUGUGCUUGAACUUGCAACUGAUUCUGAACUCUAUGAACUUCAAAGAAUUUUAUUUGGUCCAAGUUACUUUAGCCCAUUGUUGAAGUCAGUUACAAGGAGAACUGAAUUUGAUUAUGUUAUGGUCGGAGAAGACCCGGAGGAGAGGGAUGACUUUUUGUCAAUGCUUGAAUCAAGAUUUUUAUACCUUGCAGCUGAUGCACGAUCCACAUUGAGGGGUAGAAGACCAUCGUAUAGGGAGGUGUUGCUUGGUGUCAGGGAAAAAUUAACUAUAAGGUGCUCAGCCAAAUUGUCUGCAGAAGACCUGGAAGCUGAGAUUUUUCUUCAUCUGCUGCACGAGUACUCAAGCUCAAAAGAAAGCUUGGAUGCUUCUGACGGGCAUGGUAGUCUAGAAUUUGGACUUAGUAAGUGGAAGGUACAAGCUGCUGCUGCAAUAAAAGCUGGGGCAGAAGGGGUUCGUUCAGUAAUAUUAAAGGGUGGAGGGGUGCUAACAUUGGGGAAGAUAUACAGCGGGUUAGCCAGGAGAUUUUCAGGAAAGAUGCUAUUGGAGGCUGCCAACUAUCAGAUUAGUAGGGAAGUUCUUAAAAAGGGUGGAGAAGUGGCGGCUCUUAACCUGGAGUCCAGAUUGGCCUUGCUGGCUGCAAAAAAGGGCUUAGCAGGUGCUGCCUCCCGUUAUUUUGGCUUAAGGAGCAUGAUGACAUUUCUCGGCCCAAUUCUGUGGGGAACACUUCUAGCAGAUGUUGUCAUUCAAAUGCUUGGAACUGAUUAUGCUAGAAUCGUGCGAGCUAUUUAUGCAUUUGCACAGAUCCGAAUUACCCGGACAUACAAAACAUCUGAUGUUCGAUAAAAAAGCUUAUUUAGAGAUUGGACUCUAAAGUUGCAUCGUGGACAUUGCACACUGGGAUAUUGUUAGGCUGUUGACUUUGGAUCUGGUUCUACACUUGUUCAUAGUAGAUGUUGGAAAGUAUGUUGAAGGGCUUGUGCUUCAUUGUACAUAUGUUAGGCUGGAAGAUAAGCUUCUUUACUAAUUUAAGAUAGACAUGAGCCUCUGGGAACGCGUAAUUUUCUAAACUAUUUAGAUUACUAAUUGAAGAAAAUUCUGUUGCUGGUUGCUGCAAGUGUAACGUUCUGUUGUGUGUUGCGGUUUGUUUUAGUAUUGAUGUUGAUGAAUUUUGUUAA